AUUCAUGUUGUCGUGUUUCAUAGCGUUCACAGAGCAAAGUUAAAGCACCUGAGUUACCCUUUGAAGACCAAACAUAAUAUUCACCUGAAAAGCCCAAACAAAAGUGACAUCAGCCCACGUACCUUCAAAUAGGCUGGGGUCAGACUGCUCAUGUAAGUUUUCAUCAGCAGAACUGGCAUGGAUCAUCAGAGAAGAUUUGGCAUCCUUGUUAGAACUAUUGUUUUACAAUGUUUUAUGAUGAAGAGUGUGCUUUGCAUUCAGAAAAGAGAAUGGAUUGACGCCCCAACAGCAAGAUUAACAGAAGGAGAUGUAGCCUGUUUUUCUGAAUACAUGGAGAUGUGGAUACACAGUGCGAGGAUUGAGGGGUUGGGACUCUGGCUGUCUGGGGCCUUACAGAUCCAAGUCAGCUUUGCUUCUCUGGAUAACCUGAACCUCCAGCUGUCUGCCUGUGGAUUCUCACUGCACAAAGACCCUGACAAAAACUUUAUUUUUAGAGCCAGUUUCACUGGAUGUUUCGUUCAGCAACAGCAUGGCUACCAUGUCCUGACACUGAAUUUGGUGAAAAGGAUAAGUCGAUUCGGAGGCAGACCUCACAGUUUCCUGAUGAAGUGUCCUGUUGUUUCUGUGCUGCCUAGCAGAGAGAAAAUCCAGUGUGACCCAGAGUAUAUUCAGGUGACCAGACAAGUUCCCUAUGACAACUGGCAUAAUGAGCUGCAGUGGUCUCUGUCUCUGAGCGAUCACCUCGUUGUAGCUCUGGAGGAUGCCAGCCUGAUCCAGAUGAGCAUUGACAUGAACGGGCCAGACAUCACAGUUCAAGGCAGGAGAAGGGAGGUCUUGAGCCCUGUCAAAGUGAUGGAAAAUGAGGGGGACUUCUUGGCCUUGAAGCUGGUCAGUGGUCAGUAUGCCUACAGUAUGGAAGCUACGUGUCCUAAAGUGACCACGUCCACACCAGAAGAGACUGUGCUGCCCAUUUUCAAACGACGUAUGGGUUUGACCAAGCGAGGCAGCUACGAAAACGAAGAACUGACAGUCAGUAAUGUGUCGGUGAACCAGACGAAUCAUUUCACUGUGCAUGAGACGGGUGAAUUUGUGACACUGAUCAUUCCUACAGCCCAAAUACUCCAGACCAAGACCUGCACAGACAACAAACAACUCCUGCAGCCGUUCUACAGGGUGGAUGUUGUGCUCACCUUCAAAGAGACAAAUCACAAAAUGCAGUGGACCAUGGAGAACACACUGCCGUGCACAGCCAGGCCUGAUGCACCACACAUCACAUCCUCUCCUGUUUCAAACACCACAGCUCUGUCCAUGCUCAACUUUAAACACCAGAGUUUAACUACAGAGCAGCCGUUGAUGGACCGCUCCACCAUCCCUGUAGGGAAACUAAAUGAGAGAGCUCCAUUCAAAGAGAUGACUGCAGAGUUUUCCACGACUAAUUCACCUCACACAGAGACAGAGACCCGCAGCUUUAAUUUCCACACUGAUGAGGUGUCAAGGAGUCAAAGUGGAAAUUUGUCUUUCAGAGCCAGAUAUCGUUGAGUCAUCAGCUGAACCAUCAGAAGCAUCUGUCCUCACAACGGUUCAACCUGAACAAGAAAACCAAC
Epinephelus moara (kelp grouper) is the source of this 1604-nucleotide messenger RNA. RefSeq names its product chromosome 16 C1orf127 homolog (gene ciroz). The record is from RefSeq and is a predicted model, not a curated record. Lineage: Eukaryota; Metazoa; Chordata; Actinopteri; Perciformes; Serranidae. The transcript is spliced from 13 exons. The coding region runs from base 178 to 1539 and encodes 453 amino acids.